Rana temporaria (common frog) is the source of this 1812-nucleotide messenger RNA. Its product is annotated as oocyte zinc finger protein XlCOF6.1-like. Bases 164 to 1387 code for a protein of 407 amino acids. The record is from RefSeq and is a predicted model, not a curated record. Gene Ontology annotation, molecular function: RNA polymerase II cis-regulatory region sequence-specific DNA binding; DNA-binding transcription factor activity. The transcript has a single exon. Gene Ontology annotation, biological process: regulation of transcription by RNA polymerase II. NCBI's taxonomy places the organism in Eukaryota, Metazoa, Chordata, Amphibia, Anura, Ranidae.
GGACCAAAGGUUCUUUGAUGGGGGGAAGAGUCCCAGCUGGUUGGGACCUCCGCAGAGAACAUCUCCUCACUCAUAUCUACCUGAUCCAGAUGGAAUCUUGAUGGAAGUGAACUAACCCUCUCAUAUCUAUUGAUGAUGUUUUUCUAUUUUUCCAGGACACGCCAUGGAGAAACCCUCAAAGGAUCGUCUCACUUUAUCUCCAGGUUGUAAAAUGGAAGAUGAGGACAUCACAGGAGAUUGUGGAGGAGAAAAGCCAAUGAGCUCCACUAUGGACGGAGGACUUCACAGUGUGGAUAGACCAUGGAAUCCCUCCGACUCCAAGCAACCUCGUAGUGUGAGGGGUGGGGCCGGGAUUCAGGGGGAGGAGACAUUCUCCUGUCCUGAAUGUGCGGAGAGUUUUAGCUCUGAAUUCAGUCUUUCUGUUCAUCGGAGAUCUCACACGGGGGAGAAGCUUCAUUUCUGCCCUGAGUGUGGGAAAUGUUUUCUUCGUAAAUCAAAACUGGAUCUACAUCAAAGAUCUCACACAAGAGAGAAGCCGUAUUCCUGUAAUGAAUGCGGAAAAAGUUUUUCCAAAAAGUUCUGCCUUUCAAGACAUCAGAGGUUGCACACGGGGGACAAGCUGUAUGUCUGUCCUGAGUGCGGGAAAUGUUUUCCAGAAAGGACCAGUCUUUCCCGACAUCUGAUAUGUCACACGGGUGAGAAGCCGUAUUCCUGCCCCGAGUGCGGAAAAUGUUAUACACAGAAAUCUGACCUUGCUACACAUCAAAGAUCGCACACGGGUGAGAAGCAGUAUUCCUGUCCUGAGUGCGGGAAAUGUUUUUUACAGAGGUUCGGUCUUUCCAGACAUCUGAGAUUGCACACAGGAGACAAGCCGUAUGCCUGCCCUGAGUGCGGGAAAGGUUUUCUUCUUAAAUCAGAACUUGUUGUACAUCAGAGAUCUCACACGGGGGAAAGGCCGUAUUCCUGCCCUGAGUGCGGGAAAUGUUUCUCCGAUAAGAAUAGUCUCGCCAGACAUCAGAGGUUGCACACGGGCGAGAAGUCGUAUUCCUGUCCUGAGUGCGGGAAAUGUUUUUCAUGGAAGUCCAGUCUUACUGAACAUCAGAUAUGCCAUACGCAGGAAAAGAGGUUUUCCUGUCCUGAGUGCGGGAAACUUUUUUCGCGGAAAUCGGCACUUCUUAAACAUCAACCAACUCACACAGGCGAGAGGCCAUAUGCCUGUCCUGAGUGCGGGAAAUGCUUUACACGGAAAGCAUACGUUAUCAAACAUCAAAGAUCUCACACGGGGGAGAAGCCGUAUUCCUGCCUCGAGUGCGGGAAAUGUUUUUCGUGGAAGUCUUGUCUUACCAAACAUCAGAGAAAAACCCACACAACCCUUGAGAUGUCCUGAGUGCGGGAAAUGUCUUCUAUAUGGGUCACAUCAGAGAACUCACACUGGGAAGAAGCACACCUUGAUUUACACCUCAGAAAACACGUGGCUGAGCGCUCCUCUGAUCUGCUAGCGGGCGGCACCGCCACGUUCCUGUACGUUAGAGUGUGCUUCCUGGUUUAGAGGCGUUCGUGCGCGCCCCCUGCUGACCUGCGCUAAGUUUGUCAACAGGUAACAACCAAUCAUUUUGGCUGUAUACCUUAGCUGACAGGAGUGGCACCCUAUGUGGUCUUCUGCUGCUGUAGCCCAUCUGCUUCAAGGCUGCGUGUGUUGUGCGUUCAGAGAUGCUAUUCUUCACACCUUGGGGGUAACGAGUGGUUAUUUAAGUUACUGUUUCCUUUCUAUCAUCUGGAACCAGUCAGCCCAUUCUCCUCUGACCUCAACAA